This is a messenger RNA of Polistes canadensis, 2072 nucleotides long. It is a transcript of the gene Kpc2, whose product is annotated as ubiquitin-associated domain-containing protein 1. Gene Ontology annotation, molecular function: protein binding. The transcript is spliced from 9 exons. The record is from RefSeq and is a predicted model, not a curated record. The coding region runs from base 539 to 1906 and encodes 455 amino acids. Lineage: Eukaryota; Metazoa; Arthropoda; Insecta; Hymenoptera; Vespidae.
ACCGUUUGAAUUAAGUAAUCGUCUUCAUAGUCAUAACGCCAAAAAAUUAGCAUAGAACCUGAACAGCAGAAAAAAAUGAAUUUUUGUGCUUUUGAGGUUCAAUGCCAACUUUUCGGUGGUCAUAGUCAUUCAUAUUUAAGUGAAAUGUUAAAGUUUAAAUAUGUGCAAUAUAUUUUUAAAAAAAAAUUAUAAUUUGACGUUUAUAUGACACUUCUAAUAGCGCAAUCUACCGGAAUAAUAACAAUAUUAUUGAUCAUAAACAAGAUCGUAUUUGAUAAUCGCAUAAUGAUUUAAAUUAAUGCAAAUUUAGUGCAUCUCAGCUAUAAGAUAUAUUUUCAAAACAGUUAACUAAUAACAACAAUAUUAAUUGCGUUGACUUUGUUUAAUAACGAGGUGAUGUAACUUUAAAAUCUAUGUACAUAUGUAACUAACAACUCUGCAUGCUAAUGAUAAUAAACAUAUCAUAAUAAAUCAAAAUUUAAAUUACUAUUAACGAAAUAAUUAAUUAAAUUCGUCGUUUAUAAACGAAGUCAAAUUGAUGAUUCCAUGGAUGCGUAGCCGAAUAGCAGAAGCCUGGUAUAAUAGAAAGAGUUCAAGGACUGCCGAAAGGCAGUCCUUGGCUCCUUCUUCAACUAGCACAGGCAAUUCAGAAAGUAAUAAAAGCAUGAAUCUGAUAUCCUCUGGUCCAUUUUUCGUUAAAGUUAUCAGUACGAAUGGUUUUGUAUUACAUAUGGAUGUAGAUAUGAAUACCACGAUUAAAAUUAUUAAAGAAGUAGCAAUUCGACAUUUUCAUGGGAUGUUUCAUGAAAUUUCAUUGUUUGAUAAAUUUCGUUUAGUCCAUGCAAAUAAGCUUAAACAACUCGCAGAUAAUAAAACAGUGCAGGACGAAGAAAUCGCUUUUCGUGAUGAAUUACUAUUAAUGCCUAUCAACUCUUAUUUUAAGGCAUAUCGUUCAUCGGAAGAAAAUAUUAGAGGUCCAAGCAUAAGAGAUGUAGAAGAGGCUACUCAUAAUUUACCCAUAAGAAAUCCACCUAAAUAUAUACCACCUCUUUAUUUCUCACUUGUGGUCGAAACUCAUAAAAUUUUAUUAACGCUUACAUAUUCGUCGGCUCGAUUAUUAAUGUGUAGUUCAGAAGCACCGAAUCUAUUUCAAACGAUUAAAAGGAAAUAUAAAAAAUUAUGUUUACCGUCAAUUGGCUCGGAACAUUUACAAACGUUAACUGAUAUUGGUUACUCUACGCAACAGGGGAUUGUAGCACUUUACGUAAAAAAGAACAAUGUGACACAGGCUUUAGACUGGCUGAUAAAACAUCAAGAAUAUCCAUCUGAGUAUUUUACUAUUUCAGUAAUAUUAAAUUUGAUAGCCAAAAAGAAGGGCAAUGAAGUAGAUUCUAAUUCACCAGAGAUUGUACAGAUUAACUAUUGGAAUGCAUGCAAUGAUCUUUUUAGUGAUGGAAGCACGAAAUACGUGGAAGAGAAUUUAUUAAACAUUGUAACUGUCUUAAUAGAAUAUUUCCGGUAUAUCUACAAAUUUAAUUUUAAAGCAGAAGAAGAAUUGGUAAACAAAUUUUUGGAAAUGGGUUUUCAAAAGAAAGAUAUAAUAGAAGCAUUAAAAGCUUGUGGAAAUGAUGUAUUUAAUGCUUGCGAAUGGUUACUUGGUAAUCGAGAAUUAAGUUUAAUAGAUACGAAUAUCGGCUUUAGCUCAAAUGAUUUGAUUUAUCAAGCAUUUAUGAAUAAUCCUCAAAUACAACUCAACAUUAAUAAUCCAAACGCGCUUCUCGUAUUCUUAAAGAUCCUAGAUGAACCUGUUAUUUCAGCCGAAUGGAUCAGCGAUCCCGAAAUCUUUCCUCUAAUUGAUCAAAUAUUUAAAACAUAUCAUGCCGAAAAACGACUUCAUUUGUCCUAGGAUAUUUUAAUUUUAUUAUAUUAAAAUGAAAAUCUUCUUAAUCUAUGGGACAAACAUAUUUUCAUAUUAAACUUACAAAAAUAGAUCUUAAUGCAAGAUAUAUAUGUCGAUUGACAAGAAAUUCGGUAUUUAAAUGCAGUUUGUUAAAUAAAGAGAGAAAAAAUCA